AUGCCCAAUGGAGAUAAUAUCUGGCAGCUUUUUGUCAGGGGGCUUCGUGGAAAGACCAACAUUGUGAGGAUCCACAAGGAUGCCACUGUGGACGAGCUGAUCAACAAGAUCAGUGAUAUGAACGGCAUACCUGCGAAGACCCAGCGCAUCUUGUACACAACAAAGCAGCUUGAGUAUGGUCGUAACAAAUACCUCUCGGACUACAACAUGGAAGACCAGUCCAACCUUACGGUGUUGCUGCGACUCCCUGGAGGCAGUGGCACCUAUGGAGUCAUUGACAUCGAUGGAGGUAGUGACUACGAUGGAGGCAGAGACUACGAUGGAGGCAGUGACACCGAUGGAUUCAGUGACAAUGAUGGAGGUAGUGACUACGAUGGAGAUAGUGACUACGAUGGAGACAGCGAAACCGAUGUAUACAUAGACAGUGACAACGAUGGAGGCAGUAACAACGAUGGAGGCAUUGACAACGGUGGAGGCACUGACAACGGUGGAGACAGUGGCAACGGUGGAGGCAGUGACAACGGUGGAGACAGUGGCAACGGUGGAGGCAGUGAAACCGUGGAAUACUUGCCUCCUCCGCCGAUUGGGCGAACGUAUCUCCCCCAUGAAACCCUCGCGAAUCCGAAGCAACUGGACGAGGACGUCGAGACUACCGAAGCUCCUGAUAUGAUCAGCUGGGAGGAUGACCCCAACACUCCCCGAGCCAAGAUGUCCUGUGGACACGCCAUCACUCCGGAGACACUCACCACGUACUGCGAGAGUCUGCUGAGUGCAGGGAAGUACGUCUUCAAGUGCCCUUACAACAGUACAAGUGGGAGCUACUGCGGCAAGGAAUGGACCUAUCUGGAGGUCCGUCGCCUUGCCGUGCUCACAGCGGCUGAGAAGAAGCAGUUCGAAACCAUGAUCUCCGACAACUACAUCUACAAGGGGAUGGGCAUCCAGGAGUGUCCCAAGUGCCACUCCUUCUGUGAGCGCAUCAACAAGAAGGACAAGCGAGUGGUGUGCCCCCUGUGCUCGGCCACUGACGGCGUGGAGUUCCACUUCUGCUGGCUUUGCCUGCACGAGUGGGUUGGAGGAGGUGUCGAGAAGUGCGGCAAUGACAACUGCAGUGGCGAAGAUCCGCGCCUGAAGAUCCUCCGCGACUGCAAGAAGAAGACCAUCGUGGGUGUCCAUGGCUGCCCUGCCGUCAGGGCCUGUCUGAAGUGCGGCAUGCUCAUCGAGCACGAGAAGGCCUGCAAGCACAUGACCUGUGUCUGUGGUCAGAAAUUCUGUUUCAUCUGCCUGAAGCCCAGCCUGGACGGAAUCUACCAGUGCGGCAGUUUUAACAGCCCGUGCGAGAUCGCGGGCGUGCAGAAGACCAUUCCUGCCGACAACUAAUUCUAAUGUUUCAUGAUUCUACUCACUCUCCUACGCAGAGACAUCCAACGGCGCCAGCAAACCAACUCUUGUCUGUACUCUACUAUCUCAACCUUCACCAUCAGUUCCUGACCGCCCUGCUUAUAACUAUCAAUGGAUAU
This is a messenger RNA of Branchiostoma floridae (Florida lancelet), 1517 nucleotides long. RefSeq lists its product as uncharacterized. Bases 1 to 1377 code for a protein of 458 amino acids. The record is from RefSeq and is a predicted model, not a curated record. The transcript has 4 exons. Gene Ontology annotation, molecular function: protein tag activity; ubiquitin protein ligase binding. Lineage: Eukaryota; Metazoa; Chordata; Leptocardii; Amphioxiformes; Branchiostomatidae. Gene Ontology annotation, biological process: protein ubiquitination; modification-dependent protein catabolic process. Gene Ontology annotation, cellular component: nucleus; cytoplasm.